Messenger RNA from Sander lucioperca (pikeperch), 1213 nucleotides. Its product is annotated as zinc finger protein 239-like. The transcript has 3 exons. Gene Ontology annotation, molecular function: DNA-binding transcription factor activity; RNA polymerase II cis-regulatory region sequence-specific DNA binding. Gene Ontology annotation, biological process: regulation of transcription by RNA polymerase II. Bases 1 to 1164 code for a protein of 387 amino acids. The record is from RefSeq and is a predicted model, not a curated record. Lineage: Eukaryota; Metazoa; Chordata; Actinopteri; Perciformes; Percidae.
AUGUUCAGGUUGUUUGUGAUGAUAGUGCCUAAGAAUUUAAAUGACUCCACCUCCUUCACAACAGAGCUCUUGAUGAAACGGAGAGGAGGAGAGGGAGCAAAAUGUCACCACUGUCAGCACUGUGACAAAUCCUUCACAAGAUCUGGAUAUUUAAAGAUUCAUCAGAGAGUUCACACUGGAGAGAAUCUACACAGCUGUGAUCAAUGUGGGGCUGCUUUCACACAACAGGGUCACCUAAAAAGACAUCAACGCAGUCAUACUGGAGAGAAGCCGUACAGCUGUGAUCAAUGUGGGGCAACAUUCACACAACAGGGUACCCUAAAAAGACAUCAACGCAUUCACACUGGAGAGAAGCUGUACAGCUGUGAUCAAUGUGGGGCAGCUUUCACACGACAGAGUCACCUAAAAAACCAUCAACGCCUUCACACUGGAGAGAAUCUACACAGCUGUGAUCAAUGUGGGGCAGCUUUUAUACUACAGACUCACCUAAAAAACCAUCAACGCAUUCACACUGGAGAGAAGCCGUACAGCUGUGAUCAAUGUGGGGCAGCUUUCACAAUACAGGGUCACCUAAAAAGACAUCAACGCAUUCACACUGGAGAAAAGCCUUACAGCUGUGAUCAAUGUGGGGCAUCUUUCCUACAUCGGAGUACCCUAAAAAACCAUCAACGUAUUCACACUGGACAGAAACCUUACAGCUGUGAUCAAUGUGGGGCCGCUUUCAUACAACAGGUUAACCUUAAAAGACAUCAACGCAUUCACACUGGAGAGAAGCCGUACAGCUGUGAUCAAUGUGGGGCCGCUUUCACACGACAGAGUGACCUAAAAAGACAUCAACGCAUUCACACUGGAGAGAAGCCGUACAGCUGUGAUCAAUGUGGGGCAGCUUUCACACACCAGGGUAACCUAAAAAUACAUCAACGCAGACACACUGGCGAGAAUCUUCACAACUGUGAUCAGUGUGGGGCAGCUUUCACACAACAGGGUACCCUAAAAAGGCAUCAACGCAUUCACACUGGAGAGAAGCCGUACAGCUGUGAUCAAUGUGGGGCAGAUUUCACACGACAGAGUACCCUAAAAAGACAUCAACGCAUUCACACUGGAGAGAAUCUUCACAGCUGUGAUCAAAAAUCUGUUUCCUCCUGCCUCCUCCUCAUGCCCUGAUAGCUGUGUUGUUAUAUUCUGAUCUUCUCUCCACAUUGAAGGCUGACCA